This is a messenger RNA of Mesoplodon densirostris (Blainville's beaked whale), 1113 nucleotides long. It is a transcript of the gene LPAR4, whose product is annotated as lysophosphatidic acid receptor 4. Gene Ontology annotation, biological process: positive regulation of Rho protein signal transduction; phospholipase C-activating G protein-coupled receptor signaling pathway. The transcript has a single exon. The record is from RefSeq and is a predicted model, not a curated record. Gene Ontology annotation, cellular component: membrane. Gene Ontology annotation, molecular function: lysophosphatidic acid receptor activity. Lineage: Eukaryota; Metazoa; Chordata; Mammalia; Artiodactyla; Ziphiidae. Bases 1 to 1113 code for a protein of 370 amino acids.
AUGGGUGACAGAAGAUUCAUUGACUUCCAAUUCCAAGAUUUAAAUUCAAGCCUCAGACCCAGGUUGGGCAAUGCUACUGCCAAUAAUACUUGCAUUGUUGAUGAUUCCUUCAAGUAUAAUCUGAAUGGUGCUGUCUACAGUGUUGUAUUCAUCCUGGGUCUGAUAACCAACAGUGCCUCUCUGUUUGUCUUCUGCUUCCGCAUGAAAAUGAGAAGUGAGACGGCUGUUUUCAUCACAAAUCUGGCCCUCUCUGAUUUGCUCUUUGUCUGCACUCUACCUUUCAAAAUAUUUUACAAUUUCAACCGCCACUGGCCUUUUGGUGACACCCUCUGCAAGAUCUCUGGGACUGCAUUUCUAACCAACAUCUAUGGGAGCAUGCUAUUCCUUACUUGUAUUAGCGUGGAUCGUUUCCUGGCCAUUGUCUAUCCCUUCCGAUCUCGUACCAUUAGGACCAGGAGGAAUUCUGCCAUUGUGUGUGCUGGAGUCUGGAUCCUAGUCCUCAGUGGUGGUAUUUCAGCCUCUUUAUUCUCCACCACUAAUGUCAACAAUGCAACCACCACCUGCUUUGAGGGCUUCUCCAAACGUGUAUGGAAGACUUAUCUGUCCAAGAUAACAAUAUUUAUUGAAGUUGUUGGUUUUAUCAUUCCUUUGAUACUGAAUGUCUCUUGCUCUUCUGUGGUGCUAAAAACCCUCCGUAAGCCUGCUACACUGUCUCAAAUUGGGACCAAUAAGAAAAAAGUGCUGAAGAUGAUCACAGUGCAUAUGGCAGUCUUUGUGGUAUGCUUCGUACCCUAUAACUCCGUCCUCUUCCUGUAUGCCCUAGUGCGCUCCCAAGCCAUUACCAAUUGCUUGUUGGAAAGAUUUGCAAAGAUUAUGUACCCAAUCACCUUGUGCCUUGCAACUCUGAACUGUUGCUUUGACCCUUUCAUCUAUUACUUCACCCUUGAGUCUUUUCAGAAGUCCUUCUACAUCAAUACCCAUAUCAGGAUGGAGUCUCUGUUUAAGACUGAAACACCUCUGACCACAAAGCCUUCCCUUCCAGCUAUUCAAGAGGAAGUUAGUGAUCAAACAACACAUAAUGGUGGUGAAUUAAUGCUAGAAUCCACCUUCUAG